Messenger RNA from Sipha flava (yellow sugarcane aphid), 760 nucleotides. RefSeq lists its product as uncharacterized. The transcript is spliced from 3 exons. The record is from RefSeq and is a predicted model, not a curated record. The coding region runs from base 146 to 514 and encodes 122 amino acids. NCBI's taxonomy places the organism in Eukaryota, Metazoa, Arthropoda, Insecta, Hemiptera, Aphididae.
UAUCGUGGGCGGUAAUAUUCGAUCGGAAUUCGCGAAUUCCCCACGUCCAUGUUCGUUCGCCGUGCGCGACCGUCACGGUAUCGACCAACGUUUACCUAAUAAAUACCCGACGACCGGGGUGACCGCGGUUCGUUCAUUUCCGACCAUGAAGUCCGACCGAGUGCUUGUGACGUUUAGCGCGUUCUCUAUCCUGUCCGUGGCGACUGCCUUGUAUCAACAUAACGUUAGUAGCACUUACGUGAAAGCAGCGGACGACCUGAACGGCGACCGCGACGUGAUUAUCAAAUUCCUCUACACAGCUUUGUAUUGCGAUGGUCGUCAGUGUCCGAGUUGGUCGUGUCAAGACGAUUCGGCCGUAAUACAUGGCCACUGUUGCGGAUGUCCAAAUCCGUUAAAAGUCAAAGUGCCACCGGUGUUGUGUGUUCAAGAUUUAUCAUGUCCGUACAAAAUGGAUGAGCUAUGCGAAGCCUAUCAUUUUAUGAUCACGUGCUGUUGCAAUUCGCCUUGGCAGUAAGGUUAUAAAUCGAAUCUCGAGAGUAGUAUAUAAUAGUAAUUAUAUUGUACCGUUACCCUAUCUCGACACAUUCCUGCGAAUUAACCACCGUUACUUAUUCAUAUGAAAUAGCAUAAAAUAUAAAUUUGUCAUUUUUUACUUUACUAAUAUAAUAUUAGUUAAUAGGACGUGGAUUAGAUAAUCAGUUGCAGUUAACAAUUUGUUAACCUAUGUUGGAAAAUAUAAUAAAAUGACUAGGUAAUAACA